UAUUUCCCAGAUUUAAAAAGAAAGAAAGAAAAAAAAACAACCACUUAAAAACUGGAUCUGUUUACACAGGAGGAUUGACCUUUUGAAAACGGAUACAUAGCUAACCAUCGGGAGGGGCGAGGGUAGGGGCACUGAAAGGUGCUUUCACGAUUUUAAAAGGAAAUGAAUGUUGUUUAGAGACACAAUCUUGUAACAACAUGGUCAAUCUCCAGACUGUACUGCUCGAGUGUUACUAAAGUAAAGGGCUGGUGCUGGCAGCCCACACUGCAAUAACAGGGUCUGCAGAUAUGCUUUUACAAGAUUAUACAACAGCCACUCUGUAAACAUAACACUGCCACCUAGAGGCUGAGAUACAGCUCUACCAAGGGAAGAUUACAAAUUCAAGAAAGAGACUGGCUGACUCAUUUUAGUAACUAUUUAAUGUAUUCGAAUGGUGUUGAUGGUUUAAGAAAGCUGUGUUAAAUCAACACACAUCUAAAUGUUAUUAUCUAAGCAGAAGAAAGUCAAAUAGUUAAGCUAGUUCACCUGGUAUUCUUAUUUUCAGUAAUUUAUAUUGAAGUUUGGGUAAGGUCAAAGUCUGUAUUGACUGCAUCCCCAAGUGAUAUGUCUGCCCCCUGGUGUUAGUUUCAGGUAACUACCGUACAUUGCAGAUGUUAAAAGUGUAAAUUCAAGUUCCAGUGCAGUACAGUGUGUUGGGUAUGCACAGCUUUUUUAGGUUCUAUAAUAAAGUGCAUUGCAAUGGGUUUAGCACAGUAUGCCGCAGUACACUUUUGGGGCCCUAUUCCCAAAAGGAGCCUAAGCUCAUCUUUUACAACGGGAAAGAAGAGGUUGUGAAGGUAAGCACACGGAGUCAGCUAAGGUGCAGUGAAACAGUAAAAGCUCCAGUAGCUGUGUUUUUGAAUCAGUAAAAAGUGCCUUUGUGUAGUUUACUUGAGCAGUACAGUUUAAUUAAUGCACCCUCCUCAGUUCUUGAUAACGAGUUCUCUUAUUGUUCCAGACUGUUCUAGUUGAGGAUAUGAAAGCGGAUGAGAUCAUUGCUCUCCUGGAAUCUCUGCGGUUCUACAAAAGGUCACAGAAAAGUGAAGAGGUCCCCAAGGAGUUCCAGCAUCUUCCUCUGAAAGCUCCUAGAGAUGAAGAGCACCUAGUAUUCAUCUUGAGUAUUGCUGCAGGAAGCAAGAAUGAGGCUGGGGAUCGAAAGGCAGCACCGUGCCUGGUCUCAGGCUGAGCAGAAGUUUCUCGUAGUGAGAAAAAAAAAAUGAAUACAUUCAUUGUUAGAAGCAAAACAAAUAAUAAUAUUCAUGAUGUAAACCAAAUUGGGGCAAGUGUUUUUGAAACUAUACGUGUAUUUCAAAGGACUGGAAAUGCAUAGCUUUUCAGAGGAAUAAUUGCAUAGUAACCUGCAUAUGAAUCAUUACCACAAUUCUGAUUAGAGUUUGGGUACUUCCAGGGAUUUUGGGACAGUUGGGUAUAUUAUACCAGCAUCAAACAUUAUGCCAACUGCAUGGUCAGUAUUCGCUGCCAUACUACCAUCAACAUAUUCUUUUAACUGUUAAAGACGCACACGCCAGCAUCAUGUUGCACUUCCCCAUUUUAAACCGUUUCUUUAGUGGUGUGUUCCAUUGAAGAAUCGGUGAUAUAUACAGACAAUUCACCAUAGCUAUCUAUUCAUCUACAACACGCCCUGUUAGUCUGGAGGAUGGCUCAUCUCUAGUCAGACUGCCUUCUUUUAACUAAUCAGAUUAGCAGCAGGGCUCACGAGGCUAAUCCUGUUGCUCAGGAGCAGAGAGGCUGCAGGUUGCAUGAUCUCUCAGAUUCGGUGUCUUCAAUGACAGCCCGCAAUGCCUGUGCUGUACACACCGAUCCCUCAGAACCUCCGUCUGGGUCUGGCUCACUACAGCAGUUCCCUCUUCACUAACAACAGGACCCGGGACAGUGGAGACGGGCAGGGCAACAAAGCAGCACAUGAAAUGAUGUCCCACCUCCCCUUGCAGAUGCUGCUCUAUUUCAAUACCUUCUAUUUUCCUUUCUGGUGGAUUUCUGAAGUUCUCAUGCUGGAAUUAAAGUACUGCUUGUUACCAGGCUACUACCAAUCUCUCCUGGUCAUUGGGAUGGUCAUCAUCACUCUUACUGAGGGCUUGAGACUCUACCUUGGCUAUGUAGGGAACUUGAAAGAAAAGGUCCCAGAGCUAGCUGGAUUCUGGCUCCUCACCUUCCUGUUACAGCUCCCCAUUCUCCUGUUCUUCCUGACGGACGAGGCUAUCAUCAUCCUUCCACUGGAGAGGGCGGUCCACGUCAUCUACCUGCUCUUCCUCCUUUCGGAGGUGCUUGCAGCUUUCCUUGCACUCAAGGUGAUGACCCAGAAACUUACCCUGCAGUUCCACCUCAGUCAAUUCGAAGACAUGGACAAAACCCUAGACAUCAACCAGGUGGACCCCAUCCCACGAGGCAGAAGCACAUUCCCCUGGACCAGAAAUAUUCAUGUUUACUAAGAGGUUUAUUUAGCCUUUUGUUGCAAGUAUUAACUAUGAACAACACUGUGUAUGAUGACUGGUUAACUCAAUUCACUCUAUUACAGAGCUCUCUCUUUAGUAGAGAUAACACUUUUAAGGAGCUAAGCCAAGUAGAGAACUGUUUCAGCUGAUGCCUUAAUCAGCAUGCAAGUCCUAAGCAACAAAUCCCAUCAAUACUUACAUCCACAAGUAGUUGAACAAAAGAUCAGAACCUGCAGCAGAGUGAACAUGACUGGUUCUCCACCAAAAGAGGGAGUCUUACUACACUAGCUAAAUUAACAGUUACUUUGUAUUGAUGAGUACAAUGUGUUUUUUGUCAUUAAUGUUGGACAGAUCAAAAUAUUUUCAACAGACUAUAUAUUACAUUCCCUUGCUAUAUACAAAACACUACAAAUCCUACACUGAGAUAAUACCAAGAUGACUAGUGUAAUUUGAAUGCAAAGAUAUCAGAGGAUAGCAAUAUUUUAAUAUCCAGUAUCAGUCUAAAGUUUUGCUAAUAGGGCAUGUGAUAAUCACAGAACAUUAACUAUAUUUAUUAAUUUUAAUGUUAAUUACUUAUAGUUGCAUACAAAUGCUUAAUAUUCAUAUCUUUGAGCAUCCCUUAGUUGUUUGCAGCAGUGUACAUGAUAUCUAAAUCAGACCUUGAAUUAAAUGGCAAAAAAGCAAACUAUGCCACAGUAACAGAAGUUAAUAGAACAUGGUUUAAAUGAAUUUAAUAACAGCAACUACUCAAGAUUUACAAUAAAACUGACAGAUUGAAUAUAA
Molecule: messenger RNA, 3275 nt
Organism: Polyodon spathula (Mississippi paddlefish)
Lineage: Eukaryota; Metazoa; Chordata; Actinopteri; Acipenseriformes; Polyodontidae
Product: transmembrane protein 17A-like
Exons: 4
Coding region: 1839-2489 (216 amino acids)
Biological process (GO): non-motile cilium assembly
Cellular component (GO): ciliary transition zone
Source: RefSeq, a predicted model, not a curated record